Messenger RNA from Myotis davidii, 1514 nucleotides. Its product is annotated as cytochrome b5 domain-containing protein 1. Bases 371 to 1144 code for a protein of 257 amino acids. The record is from RefSeq and is a predicted model, not a curated record. NCBI's taxonomy places the organism in Eukaryota, Metazoa, Chordata, Mammalia, Chiroptera, Vespertilionidae. The transcript is spliced from 3 exons.
ACCCUGGAAUUUAGCAAGAAUAUAUUUUUUUCAGAAUCGCACAACUCUCCCUUGUUUUUCUGCCUCGCGAGAAAGUCUGUCCUAAAUAUCCCCUGUAGCCCAGGCCACUGUGAAUUCUCCCCGGAGCUCCUGAGGACGUAACUCAAUUAUUUGAAAGCGGGAAUCAAACUACGUUUCCCAUGGAUCGACGCCACUCUUCGCCCACGCAGCGUUUGACCUCUAGACGGUGGCUGAAAAGGGACAAUGGUUUCCAUGUCAGCGGGUAAACGCUCUGGUCUUAGCUCCAGGAUGAGGGAGGAUGUAGCAAUGAGAGUGUGCUGAGGGGCGAGGAAGAAAUUUAAAGGAGCCGGCUUCCAAUAGAGCAAGAGCCAUGCCACGCCGGGGCCUAGUUGCCGGGCCAGACUUUGAGACUUUCCGGCGUCGGUAUUUCACGCCGGUUGAGGUGGCCCAACAUAACCAACCGGACGACCUCUGGGUGUCUUACCUGGGAUCCGUAUACGACCUAACGCCGUUGGCACAAAAACACAAAGGUAAGGGCCACACUCGGUCCGCUGCGGGGUGUUUGUGGGUGCCUGGUUCUCGGGCGGCUAGCAUUGACGGCGGCUGUGCCUUCCCAGGAGACCUGCUGCUGAAACCCAUCGUGGAAGUUGCGGGUCAGGACAUCAGCCACUGGUUUGACCCAAAGACCAAAGAUAUCCGAAUGUACAUAGAUCCGAUGACUGGUGCCCAGAGAUACCGCACCCCCCGGGGCCGCUUUCUGCAUAUCCCACCUCAGCUGCCUCGCUCCGACUGGGCCAAUGAUUUCGGGAAGCCCUGGUGGCAGGGGACGCGCUAUGAAGUGGGUCGGCUGUCCGCCCAGACCCGGAACAUCCGUAUCAUUAACACACUCACGUCGCAGGAGCACACACUGGAGGUGGGGGCCCUAGAAUCAAUGUGGGAAAUCCUACACCGCUAUCUCCCCUAUAAUGCACAUGCUGCCAGCUACACAUGGAAAUAUGAAGGGAAGAACCUGAACAUGGAAUGUACCCUGGAAGAGAAUGGGAUCCGGGAUGAGGAGGAAGAAUUUGAUUAUCUCAAUAUGGAUGGUACACUCCACACACCUGCAAUACUGCUCUACUUCAACGAUGACCUCACAGAGCUAUAGGAAAGGAGAUAUGUGUUUAUGUAGACUCAAGACAUAUUUUGAAUGUGGCUGUUUCUGUGCCCUGUAGGAAAAGAGAUGGGGUUGGGGUGGGGGAGUUCCUGGACCGAGACCUCCAUUCUACUCUGGGAAUUGACCUGUGGUUCCCAUCCCCUUAUGAAAGAUUAGUGCCCUAUUCCACAGGUCCAUUAUAAUUUACUCUGAGAAAAUUAGGGAGAAUGUUAGAAGUUAAUUUUUUAAAAUGAUAUAAGAAGACAAAAUAUCUUGGACUAAGGAGAUGUAGAAGAGGAUAGAGUUCAGGUAGAACUUUUUAAAAAAUAUAUUUUUAUUGAUUUCAAAGAAGAAGGGAGAGGGAGAGAGAAACAUCCAUGAU